ACCAUUGCGCCCAGACAAGAUCUCUCUCUCUCUCUCUCUCUCUCUCUCUCCAUCCAUGGCAGAACCCCGGAACGUGAAGGUGCUGGAGGUUUGUAGAGUCGGUCCUCCACCCGGCUCGGUUGCCGAUACUUCUCUUCCUUUCACCGUCUUCGACGUCCUCUGGUUAGUAAUGCCUCCAGUCCAACGCCUCUUCUUCUACCAAUUCCCCCAAAACUCUAAUAAAACCCACUUCAUAGACACUCUCCUUCCCAAACUCAAACAUUCUCUCUCCCUCUCCCUCCGUCUCUUCUUCCCUCUCGCCGGCAAUCUGAUCCUCUCUCCCAAAAGCGGCGAGCACGAGAUCCGCUACAUCGACGGCGACUCAGUCUCACUGACCGUCGCUGAGUCGGACGCCGAUUUCCACCGACUCGCAGCGAACCACCCAAGAGAUGUAUUGGAAUUACAUCCACUCGUUCCUCAGUUGCCCGUUUCUGACCCUCAAAACCAACCCCUGCUAGCUUUGCAAGUUACCAUAUUUCCUGACUCUGGCAUCUGUAUCGGAACCAGCAUAAGCCACGCGGCGGCAGAUGGGAGCAGCUCUACGCACUUCAUGAAAUCUUGGGCUUCGAUAUGCCGGUCAGGCGACGAGUCAUUAAUCAAGUCGCGGCCGUUCUACGACAGGUCCGUGGCCGCAUAUCUCGACGGUCUCAAGAGAUUGCGGUUAGACCAGAUGGCUACUUUCAAACUCGACCAGGCCGCAGAGAGCUUAAAGCCUCGAGCAACCCCAGUCCUAGCCGCUUUCGUCAUGGGUCGAGCAGACAUCGACACGCUACGGCAACGGGUCUUAGCCCAACGGAGCGACGACAGCCAGAAACCAAUACAUACUUCAUCGUUCGUGCUAACGUGCGCAUACGUGUGGGUUUGCUUGAUCAGGUCACGUGGGGAUGAUGACAGGGACAAAAACGUCCAUUUCGCAUUUCCGGUGGACUGCCGGGCUCGGCUGGAUCCGCCGAUAGCCGCUACGUAUUUCGGCAACUGUAUAGAUUCUUGUCUAUGCACUGCGAAGGGGAACGACUUAUUGACGGAAGACGGGGUGGGACCCGCGUCGGAGGCCAUUGGGAGAGCAAUCCAAGCGUUGAAUGGCGGGGUCUUGAAUAGCCUGGAGACACUUUUACCGACAGCUAUUUCCAUUGUAGUAUCAGGGGAGAACUUCUUAACCGUUGCCGGGUCGCCCAAGUUUCGGGUCUAUGAAACGGAUUUCGGAUGGGGAAAGCCUGUAAAGGUGGAGGUGGUUUCGAUUGAAAGAACAGGCGCCAUAUCUCUUGCAGAGAGUAGAGAUGAAGAGGGAGGAAUUGAGGUUGGCGUGGUACUGUCCAAAUCCCAAAUGGAGAGAUUUGCUUCUCUGUUUGAGGAAGGUCUGAAAAAUCUUCGUCUCUGAGACGAAAUCAACGGACUCGGAUUCGGUAGUGACCCUUCAGCACCGACGUUUUUUUACCCACGCCAUCCACCCGUUUUGCCAAUUCACUUCCACGAGGUAGAUCCAGAUCGCAUGUAGACCACACCGGACGCGGAUUGCAUAAUGACGAUCGGGGCUUGCAUAGCGCUUCGAGUAGCUACCUCGCUGUUGGCAGCGUCACUAGGCAAUCCACGUCCGACCACAGCACAAGAAACAAUGGU
Magnolia sinica is the source of this 1656-nucleotide messenger RNA. RefSeq names its product malonyl-coenzyme A:anthocyanin 3-O-glucoside-6''-O-malonyltransferase-like. The transcript is spliced from 2 exons. The record is from RefSeq and is a predicted model, not a curated record. Bases 56 to 1417 code for a protein of 453 amino acids. Lineage: Eukaryota; Viridiplantae; Streptophyta; Magnoliopsida; Magnoliales; Magnoliaceae.